Messenger RNA from Xyrichtys novacula (pearly razorfish), 20574 nucleotides. Lineage: Eukaryota; Metazoa; Chordata; Actinopteri; Labriformes; Labridae. The record is from the annotation of a GenBank genome assembly.
AUGGCCACCUCUCCCGGAGUUGUGAAGGGCAUGUCGAAGUUUCUUGUCUUGCCCCCAAUUGAAAUCACCAAGCAGCAGCAGCAGCAGGAUGAUGUCGCACAGGCCACUGCAGCAAAGGAAAAGAUCGAGCAGAGUAUACGUGCACAGAGGAAGCUACUGCUGCACAGACGGAGUGAUGUGCAACAAGAGCAACUCCAGAAGAUACUGUAUGUUUUUGACUCAGCCAUGACAGCUGCUUUGCCAGUAGUCAUGUGAUAGACAAAAAUGCUAGAGGAUGAUUCCAGGAUCUAAUUAAUUGAAUGAUUAUGUAGACCACAAGGGUUCAUGCAAUGUGAUGAGUCUUAUCAAUGAAUCCUUACAGGGUUUCAAGAGCGAUGGAAGCCUACAGACAGAGUAAAGAGAGGGGAGCAGUGCAAAGCCAGUCACCAGAGCCACAGUUGCCAGCUUCUGUAUGGGAAUUAUCUAUCUACCUUUAUACACAUUAUAAAUACAAAUCUGCUUGUAAAUACAGCUAUGUUUUGCCUUGUUUGCUUUGCAGAUGCUCAGUGAAGAGCGUAAGCGAAGGGUGAGUUCACUUUUUUAUCAAGUCAUACCUCUCAAGAAAUGAAACACUAUGUAGGGGAGACCGGGGCUUGUUGUCACACUUUUUACACUCUUAUACAUUUCUCAUAAUUAAUACAUCAUAUAUAAACAAAAUGUGUACCAGAUGAAAGACCAAAGUCUCAGAUAUAUAUUUCGUAUUGAUGUCAUUUUCAUAUCUUGAGUCAGUACAGAAUGCGCACAACGCUACUGCGCAAUGCUGGUUUCAGGAAAUUAAGAAAGAUCGCCGAAAUACCGAGAGCUUUUUGGGUUCAAAUCCGUAUACUGGCUGGUGGCGAAACUAAGUUGUCCAUAGUAUAUACAGUCUUUGGUGACAACUAACCCUAAAAUGUCUGAGACAUGUUACCCCAAACUAGCAUGUUUGCUAAUUCUAGCUUUAGCUUAAAGUUAGCUUAAAAGUGAACAAUGACUGAGGUAUGACAGAAUGCCUUAAUCUCUCCUCUAUCCUGUAUCACAGCUAGGAUUUUUAUCUGGAAGAAGCUUAUUUUAAAAUAUAUCAAGUUAUUUAUUUAUUUAUUUUUACUUUGGGUUGUGCAAAAUGGUUAAUUGAUGCUCAUCUCAGCUCACAACAUGCUCUUCUCUUGUCAGACAGGACAUGACCCCUGACCAUGUAAAGGAAGAAAACUAGUAUUUCACUUUUUAGUCGCGUCCUCUGGUGGCAAAGAUAAUUGCAAUGUGACAACUUACCCACGUGACAACAAGCCCCGGUCUCCCCUAAAUCUAUGCCAUGCCAAUCUUGAUAAACUUACAUUCCAUAUGCAGAUGAAUUACAUGUUCCUGAAGCGCUGUGUGGAGAGUCGCCCACUGGCUCCAAUCAACCAACAAUGGCUGGACUCCAUAGUUGCCAGAGUUCCUCCUAAACUUAGAGAGGACCCUGAGAUGAGAAAACUACUACAAGAACUCUGCAAAGAAGUCAGUGACAAUUUCCACAGCGUUAUUGUCAGCCACACAGGUAUUGCCUGCUCUCUGAAUGUAUGUAUGUGGACUUACAGAGUGUAUGUAGAGCACAGGUGAACCAUGUCUUAUAUUACUCUCAUCCCCUUUAGUUGACACAGUGCUGAAGAAUCCACUGAAAGAAGGACCAGAUUCUGAAAAACAAACAGCCAUCCAAACAAAGUGAGCGACUUCUAUUAAAAAUUGGUUGAUAAAAAAUAAACAAAUUGCAGAUACCUUUUAUUGAACUACCUUUCUGUUGUUUUGCAGGAUACUUGAUUUGCCCCAGCCAUGGCAUGACAGCUUUAUCAGAAGCCGCAAGCUGAUGCAAAAAAAUCUGCAUAUUCUUCAUCCGGUGAUGCAAACUAUCCUUGACAUCGGCAACACGACGUUUUCUUCUCUGGUCCUGGUUGACUAUUCUAAGUCUCAGUAAGAAGAGACACUACACAACUAUAGUGUUUCACAUAAUGAUCGAAGAUGAUUUUAAUGUUUGCUUCUGUUGGUUCAGAGCUUCGGGACCUGUAGACUGUAAGAGCCUUCAAAACAAAGUGGCUGUGGAGUGUAAAAGGACAGAAGACCGCAUCAUGAAUACUUGGUUUCCUAAAGUAAUCAGUUUGUUGACAAGUAAGGAAAUCCUGGCGAGAGUUAAAGAGGAGAAGCUGGACUCCUUUUCCAGAUGUACAUCAACCCUCAUUUCAAAUCAGGUAAGACUUUUCCUUGAGUAGAGUCAAGUUUAUGUUUAUAUACAGUGCAACUAAACUGCCAGGAAUAUGAACCAGUAAAUUCAAAUGGUAAACUUUUGUCCCCUGUGAAUUCCCAGUUAAAAUCCAUGCUUCAUAGGAAUGUGGAGGAAUUUGUCGGCCUGUUUAAUCCAAGCAAUGGUCACCGCGUACCCGUCUUUCGCAUGGCUUUGACAUUUGAUGAUGAAAAGAUGGAAAUCUAUCCCACCUUAGAAGAUUUGAAAGCUGCUGUUUUUGAGAUGCUUCCUGCCAUCACACAGACACUGCAGGUAAGGUUAAAAGAUGUGACUGUCAUUUAAAGGAAAGUGUCGCUUUUUUUUUAUUAGUGUGAACUAUUUUAAAACCUUUGUUUGUGACCAACAGAAAGUACAGACUGUCCAGUCAUGGCUGACACAAGGCAUAUCCAUUUUUGUGGAUGCAAAAGUUGCUGAUCAUAUUCUCACAUGGGCUAAGGACACUGUCAAGACAGCUCUAUGCACGAAUCUAGAAGGACCUGAUAAACAUUUCAAGGAAUAUGGUGAUUAAUUCAGAAUCAAAUCACUUUUUAUGUGACUUUGGCUGACUUUCAUGCUGAUUUUUCCUGUUUUACUUUGCAGUUGAGAAGUAUGAUUGGCUCGUCAAUGGUACCGCAAAGGCCAGGGUAGAGAAGUUCAUGAAAGAGGAGCACUCUUUUGAAGAGUACACAGAAGUAAGAAGAAAAAGGAGGUUUAAUUUUGGCUGCAUAUGUUAUGAAACUACUCUGUUUUUUUUUUUUUUUUGGUGACUGUCAGAGUGUAAUGUUGCUUCUUUUUAAAGCUGGUGGAGGAGUUUCGUGCACUGUCAAAGGAGAUCGUCAGCCUCCCUGCCAAAACGCGUUUCACAAUGGUCCAUCUGGACUGUGAAGAGCUGAAGCAAGGCCUGGCCGACAAAGCCAAAAGCUACGCCGAAAUACUUCUGAAGAAACUCAUUACCAAUCACCGUGAGCAAAAUCUUCAGUGAGUAACAUCGCUCUGAAAGUCUACCUCCUUUUUUCAGCAUUCUCAGACUUUACUCACAGUUUUAUUUUAUGUCUGAUCACAGGAUUUGCUCUGAAUUUGAAACUAUCAGAGAGAAUGCUGUGAAAAUACCAGAGACUACAGAGGCCAUGACUCAGCUCAUUGAUUACAUAAAUGUCAUUAAGACAAAGGGUAUUAAAGAGCUUAAUGAGAAAAUUAAGGUAAAAUUAUCACUUCCUCUUGCAUCAAGCACCAGUGUGUUUUGAUAUGCUUAAUCUUGCAUCAGUUCUACAAUAAUUUCUCGCCGCAUGCCUCAACAGGAGAGCUACCACAGACUCAUCUACCUCCUGGAUGUCCACGUCAUUGAUGCAAAGGAUCAUGAGCUUAAUUCCUCCGUCUUUCUCUGGCCGCGGAAAAUCCUUCAUGCCUUUGAGCUCAGUGAUGAGGUAACACCUCUGUCUCUGAAGGCAACAUUUUAUCAUUGCUGUUGUUUUUUUUUUUUUUUACACUGAUAACCCAACUCUGUCUGGAUGGUUUGGUCAAUUUUUCUAGGUGUUGCAAAAAGCCAUGCAGAAAGGGGAACAGGAGGUGAUUGCCAAAAGAGAACAUUUAAUGAUACAGCUGGAAAAGUUGGGACGCAGGAUAGAGGAGUUCCCAUGCUGCUCUGAGCUGGACAUGAUGCAGCAGGUAGAGUUACCGGGACUUUCAGAUACCGUUGAAGUAGUUCUGACAUUUUGGAGAACAUAUGCAAAUGCUUUCUUGUUAAUUAUUAGAUGAAAAAAUAAAUACUUCCCAUAAUUGUAAAGGAAAAAGCUAUCACAGCUGGCCUGAUUUGCGUAAGACCUGAAACAGUUACAAAACAGUGACCUUUGUUCUCCACUUAUGUAACAAAGCCUGCUCACCAAAAAUCUCCAGGUUGGAUAUUCCUUGAUAUAACAUCUCAGUAGUUAGCUUUGGAAAAUACUGACAAAAUCACCACAAAGCACAAUUGUAUUAUGGUUGUCAGCAAAAUAAUGAAAUCAAAUGGAUAAAUAAUUCAAUAUUUAUUUCUUUUGAGCAGUAUAUAACAGAUGUCAGAACAGUCCAGAAGCUUCUCCAGGAUGCUGAAGAGACCAUUGCCUUCAUUCACAAAGAAGAGGACUUUUACAAAUGGGAGCAAACAUCUUACCCAGAAGUUGAGGUCUUCAAAGACCGCAUUGAGCCAUAUCAUAAGCUCUUUGGACUUGUCCUGAAGUGGCAGCGCUCAGAGAGCAGGUCGUAUAUUCGUCUGCCACGUAUUAUGAUGUGAUGAAAACAUAGCAAGUUAACCUUUUGUUUUUUUUCUGUGAGUAGAUGGAUGGAUGGUUCCUUCAAGGACCUGGAUGGCGAAAGCAUGGAAGGGAAGGUGGAUGAGUUCUUUCGGGAGGUCUUUAAGACACUGAAGUUUUUUCAGCAGAAACAGAAUAAAGCAGAGCAAGAGAUGGAGAAGAUGUCAGGGCCGACUAAACGUCAGGCUGGUGUGGAUAGUCCCAGGAAGCGGGAAAACCCCACAAUCCUUUUGUGCUCCACUGUUCUGGAGCAGAUUAAAGACUUCAAGGUGGUGUAUGUUUCUGUUAUUUUAAAUGAGAUAAUGUCAGGAAGACUUAUUUGUUUAUUAGUGGUUAUCUCUCUCUCUCUCUCUCUCUCUCUCUCUCUCUGGAUUGUGUUUGUGUCAACAGAACUACAUCCCUUUAGUGUCGACUUUGUGUAAUCCGGGGAUCCGAUCUCGCCAUUGGGACCAGAUGUCAGAUAUUGUUGGGUAUGACCUCACCCCUGACUCCGGUACCACGCUACGUAAAGUUCUCAAACAAAACCUGACUCCAUACCUGGAAGAGUUUGAGUCUAUCAGUGCUGCUGCUAGUAAAGUAAGAACUCCUUGAAACCUUGUCCUCGGAGUUUGUUAAAAUCUGCAAUCAGAGUGCUUAAUGCAAAUCACCCCUCUGUGUGUCUCAACAGGAAUUUUCCCUGGAAAAGGCCAUGAAAACCAUGGUGCAUAUUUGGGACGGCAUUUCUUUCCACCAUCAACCUUACAGGGAGACUGGAGUGUCCAUCCUGACAGCUUUGGAUGAGAUCCAGACAAUGCUGGAUGAUCAGAUUGUGAAGACUCAGACCAUGAGGGGCUCACCAUUCAUCAAACCAUUCGAAAAAGAAAUUAAGGUAAACGUCAAAUUCAAGAGAAUUUAUCCACAUACUUGAUAUUGACAGUUCACAGAGAUGGAUUAGGUCUGACUCUGCCUAUAUCAUCUCCUGAAGACUUUUAACUGUUCUGUCACCAUAGCACUGGGAGGAGCGCCUUCUGCGUAUCCAGGAAACCAUUGAUGAAUGGUUGAGGGUGCAGGCCCAGUGGCUUUAUCUGGAGCCCAUCUUCUCCUCCCAGGACAUUAUGCAGCAGAUUCCUGAAGAAGGACGACUUUUCCAAACCGUUGAUAAAAACUGGAAAGAGGUUAUGAGGCACUGUGUAAAGGACCCAAAGGUGAACUUGAUUUUUUUUUUUAAAUAUAGUUUAAACUUUAAGAUUUACUGUUCUCUUAACAACAGAUUUGUGAUCCUAGAUUCUGCCGGCAACCUCACCGCCUGGUUUGCUUGCAAAACUGCAAGACUCCAACAACCUCCUGGAAAGCAUCAUGAAAGGAUUGAAUGCUUAUCUGGAGAAGAAGCGUCUCUUUUUUCCAAGGUAACCGAAAUCGAUAUAGAAAAGUUUCUUCUUUAGUUAUUUGCUGGUCAAACAUGCGUUGAUGAUGACAACAAAUGUCUCCACAGGUUCUUCUUCUUGUCCAAUGAUGAAAUGCUUGAAAUCUUGUCUGAGACGAAGGACCCCCUACGGGUGCAGCCUCAUCUGAAGAAAUGCUUUGAGGGCAUCUCUAAACUGGACUUCCUACCUAACCUUGAUAUUCAGGCAAGACAAUCACACAUGUUGAUGUUAUAGUUAAAUCGCACCAUGGUUGAUGAGCUUUAGUUAAAUGCAUUCUGGUUUUGCACAGGCCAUGUACAGUAGUGAAGGAGAGCGUGUGCAGCUGAUUCAGAAUAUUUCCACGUCUGAAGCCAAAGGAGCAGUGGAGAAGUGGCUGGUGCAGGUGGAGGAUGUGAUGAUCCGGAGCGUCAGAGAUGUAGUGGCUCGGUCCAGAUUGGUAGGAUAACUGUUUCUCUCAUCCAAAAUAUUGUUGUGUGCAAAUUCUGACACCAUCAUGUUGAGGAACUGUGAUGAUGAUUGAGGUCAUUUUUACAGGCCUAUGCAGAGAUCCCUCGGAGUCAGUGGGUGAAGGAGUGGCCUGGACAGGUGGUGCUCUGCACCUCCCAGAUCUUCUGGACCCUGGAGGUUCAUGAGGCAAUUAGAUCAGGGACUGACGUAAGAUUUGAUUACAUUUGUUCUAAAUAUGAAGAGUCAGUGUUGUUAGGAUAGCUAAAAAUAUUUAUAAAUGACUUUGAGUUAAAUACAGGUGGUAAAUAGUGUUACAGUCACCAAUUUAGCGAUUUUUGAAGACACGAUAGCAAAAACAGUGUAAAACACCUUUUUGCUUUCUUUUUGUAGGGAUUAAAGAACUACUAUCAACAGCUGCAGAGUCAGCUGAAUGAUAUUGUAGAGCUCGUGAGAGGAAAACUACCCAAACAAACAAGGAUCACUUUAGGAGCCCUGGUCACAAUCGAUGUCCAUGCCAGGGAUGUGGUCAUGGAGCUCAUUGAGAAAGGUAGCAGAGAAUGUUGAAUAAACAGCAAUAACAUUUAUUUUUAACUUUGAAAAGUUAUCGAUGUUUUUAAAAAGAUAACACAAUUAUUGCCUUUUUUUGAAACAGGUGUGUCAAGUGAAACAGAUUUCCAAUGGCUUGCUCAACUUCGCUACUACUGGAACAACGACAAUGUCCGCGUUCGCAUAAUCAACUGUGACGUGAAGUACGCCUAUGAGUACCUGGGGAACUCUCCACGUCUGGUCAUCACCCCGCUGACUGACAGAUGCUACAGAACCCUGGUAAAGUCUGAUAAACAGCCAAUGCACAGACACGCUUACAUUGUGUUGUAGUAUUUAAACAUCAAACUCCUUAUUUCUCAGAUUGGGGCUUUCUACUUGAAUUUGGGUGGAGCGCCUGAGGGUCCAGCUGGAACAGGAAAGACAGAGACCACCAAAGAUCUUGCCAAAGCUCUAGCUGUACAGUGUGUGGUCUUCAACUGUUCUGAUGGACUGGAUUACCUCGCCAUGGGCAAAGUAACUUGAAAUUUUCACAUUUAUUUAUUGUGGUGUCAUGGCUGUGAUCGCAUAUCAUCCUUUCUAAUGCGUUUUGUUGCAUUAUCUCAGUUUUUUAAAGGUCUGGCGUCAUCCGGCGCAUGGGCUUGCUUUGACGAGUUUAACCGAAUUGAGCUGGAGGUGCUGUCCGUAGUGGCUCAGCAGGUUCUGUGUAUCCAGAGGGCGAUCGAGCUGAAACUGGAGUAUUUUGACUUUGAAGGGACGAUGCUCAAACUCAACCCAAACUGCUUUGUGUCCAUCACAAUGAACCCUGGUUAUGCAGGACGCUCAGAACUCCCAGACAAUCUCAAGGUCUCCGUCAGUUUCAUUACGUUACAUCAAUCACUGUGGGUCUGCACUGUCAGUCAGCAUUGGCUCUUCUGUCUCCUGCAUUAUUGAUGAAGUUAAUCACUUUAUUUGAUCCCAGUGCUUUGAAUCAUUCCAACUGGUUGCCAGCUUUGAAUUAUUCACAGUGAUGCAAUGACGACGCUUUAACACCCACUCAGAAUAUUAGCAAGAAGUUUUUGAGUGACAAACAGUGGCAGAAAAACAUCACCAUAAGUUUCUUUUGUUUCUCUUUGUAGGUGUUGUUCCGAACAGUGGCCAUGAUGGUCCCAAACUAUGCACUGAUUGCAGAGAUCUCUCUUUAUUCCUAUGGCUUCCUUAAUGCCAAACCACUGUCUGUAAAGAUUGUGAUGACCUACAGGCUCUGCUCAGAGCAGCUGUCCUCCCAAUUCCACUAUGAUUACGGCAUGAGGGCUGUCAAAGCUGUGCUUGUGGCUGCGGGGAAUCUCAAGCUCAAGUAUCCUGAGGAGAAUGAGGACAUACUGGUAUUUGUGCUGAAAUUGGACCAUAAAAUUAAUCAUAUUAGUGUUUUUCCUACCUGGAGAAAAGUUUUUGACCCUGUCUCUUUUUUCAAAAUGAAAUAUCCAGCUCCUCAGGUCCAUAAAAGACGUCAAUGAGCCCAAGUUUCUUUCCCAUGAUAUUCCUCUGUUCAAUGGAAUCACCAGUGAUUUGUUCCCAGGCAUCUCUCUCCCUGAGGCCGACUAUCAGGUGAUAUAUGUUUUUGUUUUUUCUCUAUCGAACAGUGGCUGUGAUAUAUGCUUUUUAUAAUUGUUAACUUCUGUGUUUUUUUUCAUAUCCUUUGCAGCUGUUUCUGGAAGCUGCCGCUGAGUGCUGUAAAAAUCACAAUGUGCAGCCCACGCAAGUUUUCUUAGGGAAGAUGAUCCAGACUUAUGAAAUGAUGAUUGUCAGACAUGGGUAUGUUAUAUUUUAAUGAAAGUGUCUCUGUGUAAGGAAUCCUGUUUGAUAUGUUUGAAGUAUGAAGUAUGAUACCCUUUUAAAGCACACUGUCUUUAUCAGGUUUAUGCUGGUAGGAGAACCAUUCGCUGGAAAGACCAAAGUGCUGCAUGUUCUCGUUGACACGCUGACGCUCAUGAAUGAGAGAGGGUAUGGAGAGGAAGAGAAGGUCAUCUUCCGGACAUUGAACCCAAAGUCCAUCACCAUGGGACAGCUCUUUGGGCAGUUUGACCUGGUUUCUCAUGAGGUAGACCUUUAUACCUCAGAUCCCGUUCUUUAUUCAGCAUCACAGAUAAAUGGGAGUGUCGUUUAUGUAAAUCCCAGUUGUAGAAUGGAAGAUAACAGGACGCCAUUUCACUCUUUUUCUAUUUUAGUGGACAGAUGGGAUAGUGGCGAACACAUUUCGUGAGUUUGCAUCAGCUGACACACCAGAUCGCAAAUGGGUGGUGUUUGAUGGCCCCAUAGACACACUGUGGAUCGAGAGCAUGAAUACUGUGCUGGAUGACAACAAGAAGGUACAUAGUGGAUUGGUAGAAACCUCUGCUGUUACAUGUAUAAUGCGUUUACUUGAGUUAAAACUGUUUGUUGUUUGACUUUUCCUCCACAGUUGUGCCUGAUGAGUGGUGAGAUCAUCCAGAUGUCUAGUCAGAUGAGUCUGAUUUUUGAAGCCAUGGAUCUAUCACAAGCCUCUGUGAGUUCAAUAAGUUAGGCUACUUUUGGUUUUCCAUUGGUAAGCAACGUAAUACCAUGUUUUGUAUAUGAUAAAUAUGUUUUUUAAAUAUUACGUUUUGUUUACUCUCACUGCAGCCUGCCACAGUCAGCCGAUGUGGCAUGAUUUACAUGGAGCCGUCUCAGUUAGGCUGGGAGCCUUUAGUAAUCUCUUGGAUUAACACCCUCCCUGAAGCCCUGCAGAGCCCAGAGAGCCGAUCUCUGCUGCUGGAGCUCUUCCACUGGCUCCUGCCGCCUGCUCUCAGGAUGCUGCGAAAGCACUGCAGAGUAAGUGACCCAGGCCCCCAGAAUAACCCAAACACAAUAUCGGUGGAUUUUGACACGCUGAAUUGCUUUUUGUGUACAGGAAGUUGUUUCCACUAGCAACAGUAACACAGUGAUGUCCCUGUGUCGACUGUUUGAGAUGCUGCUAACUGAACCUGUGCAGAAAUCUCCAGGGGGCAAAAAUAUUCGCACCUGGGUCAUGGUAAAAGGACUAAAUCUUCUUCUUUCAUUAAAACCUAUUUUGCACUAACUUAGCUUUGAGACAUUUGCCAUGAUUUAUAGAGUUUACACUCAAGUAUUUCAUUUAUUUUAUAUACAUCCCCUUUUUGUAAUUACAGGCGGGUUUUGCAUUCUCCCUGGUCUGGUCUGUGGGGGGCAGUUGUGAUGCAGACAGCAGAGAAAGGUUCAGUGAAUUCUUUAGGACGACUGUAUCCGGGAAGGCAGAAGAACAUCCCAUCCCUGCCACUGUGGGGAAAUGGGAGUGCCCGAUGGAUGAUAAAGGCCUGGUGUAUGACUAUUUCUAUGAGGUAUUAACUGAACACAUCGUUUAGAGGUGUUUAGGUUUGUUUUCACACAUUUUUGAGGUUCUAUUCUCUGCCACAGUUUAAAGGAAAAGGCCGCUGGGUUCCCUGGAACGACGGCAUCAAGAAUGUCAACUUGGGGGAUAAAAACACCAAAGUGCAGGAGAUCAUUGUUCCCACCAUUGACACAGUUCGCUACACCUACCUCAUGGACCUCUGCAUCAGCUAUGGAGUGUUAGUAUUUUGUGGAGGCACAGCGCGACUGAUACACAAAUGCUUGAGGCACAUUAUUAGACAAAUACAGCUUCUUUCUGCCUCCACAGUGUGACUAGUCGAUUCAAAAUAUUCCUCAUUUUAUUUAACCGAGAGUUUAGUGUUAUUUAAUCUUGCCGUGUGUAUUUUCUCUCUCUGUCUCUGUAGACCUUUGCUGUUUGUUGGUCCUACUGGCACAGGGAAAUCAGUGUAUGUGAAGGAGAAACUGAUGAACAACUUGGACAAAGACCGCUAUCUCCCCUUUUUUAUCAAUUUUUCUGCCAGAACGAGCGCCAACCAAACUCAGGUCAGCGUCAAAAACAGACUGAAUGUUCCUGAAUAAAAAUAUAAUUUGCUUGAAAUACUUUAUUAGCUGCAAUGAUCUAACAAGAAAACAUAAUUCUUUGUCUGUAAUAUUUCUAGAAUAUCAUCAUGUCCAGGUUAGAUAAGAGAAGAAAGGGAGUGUUUGGGCCUCCUGUGGGAAAGAAGUGUGUCAUCUUUGUGGAUGACAUGAACAUGCCUGCACUGGAGCAGUUUGGAGCUCAGCCUCCUGUGGAGCUUCUUCGACAGUUUGUGGACCAUGGAAACUGGUAAUAACUGUUAGAUACAAAGAAAAAGAAUGACAUGAAAAAUUAAGAUGACCAUAUGAACCAGAUUUAAGAAGUUUGAGGAUUGUUUGACGAGAGCGUACCUGGUUUACCCUGACAGGUACGACCUGAAGGACACCUCCAGAAUCACUCUCAUGGACCUGCAGCUCAUCGCAGCUAUGGGUCCCCCUGGUGGUGGGAGAAAUGCUGUGACAUCCCGGUUCCUCCGUCACUUUAACAUCUGCAGCAUUAAUGCCUUCAGUGAUGACACUAUGGUUCGAAUUUUCUCCAGCAUCGUAGCCUUCUACCUGAAAAAUAAUGAAUUUACACCUGAAUAUUUCACUAUUGGCAGCCAGAUAGUGACAGCUACAAUGGAGGUAAGUCAUCUCAAAAACACACACUGAUAUCAUCUGAGCUGUUUAGUUUAGAUGAGCAAAUAUAUGUCUUUAAUUUAUUUGUUUUUGUCCUUAUAGGUGUAUAAGAAAGCCAUGGAAAACCUGCUCCCAACUCCGGCAAAGUCUCACUACACUUUUAACUUGCGGGACUUCUCACGAGUCAUCCAGGGCUGCCUGCUGCUGAAGAAGAAGUCUCUGGAGAACAAGCGCACAGUUAUACGCUUGUUUGUCCACGAGGUCUUCCGCGUCUACUAUGAUCGUCUGGUGGAUGACAAAGACAGAGCAUGGCUCUACUUGCUGAUGAAAGACAUCCUCAAAGACCACUUUAAAGAGAACUUCGACCAGAUUUUUGAUCACCUCAAACAAGGCAGUAAAGUAAGUGAGGAUAAAGUUAUUUUUGCUUUUUUAUCACAUACUGAACAACUAUUGUAACCAAAUAUUAUUAAAGAUCCAUAUGCAAAUAAAACAAUUAAGACACAUAUAUAUUUUUAUAAGCAUAACAUUUUUCAUAUUUCUUAGCUGGUGGAAGAAGACAUGAGGAAUCUUCUGUUUGGUGACUACAUGACCCCUGACCUGGAGGGUGAUGAGCGUUUGUAUGCUGAGGUGCCCUCGAUGGACAGCUUUGAAAUAGUAGUGCAGUCGUGUCUUGAAGAAUACAACCAAAUGCACAAGAAUCACAUGAACCUUGUCAUCUUCAGGUAAGCACCUUUUUUUUUUACUACAGAGUCAAAAAAAAGGAUUAUUCUGAGCUACGUAUCUAUUAGUGCAUUAUGUUUUUAAGUUCUCUUUAAUAUCUUUGCUUUUCAUAAUAACUUGAGUAACUGAGACUUUGCCUCUGUUAUAAAGGUAUGUCCUUGAGCACCUAUCUCGAAUCAGCCGUGUGUUGAAGCAGCCAGGAGGUAAUGCCCUUCUUGUGGGAGUGGGAGGCAGUGGUCGUCAGUCGAUUACCCGUCUGGCUACAUCCAUGGCCCACAUGACCAUGUUCCAACCUGAGAUCUCCAAGAGCUACGGCAUGACGGAGUGGAGAGAUGACCUGAAAGUCAGAUUAUUUUGCUGGGCAGACGUCUCUGUCUUAUUUUGAUCUCUGAUUGAUUGAUUUUGUCAACAAACUAUCCUCUUACAUUUCCUUUUGUUUUAGAUGCUGCUGAAAAAUGCUGGGGUGAAAGGUCAGAAAACAGUGUUUCUGCUAACUGAUGCCCAGAUAAAAGACGAGGCUUUUCUCGAAGAUGUGGACAGUGUGUUGAACACGGGGGAGGUGCCCAAUCUGUUUGCUGUUGACGAGAAGCAGGAGAUCAUGGAGGUAGAGAUAGAAAUAAUCAAUCUGCAAACCCUCACUGAACUACAAAUGCUUUCUGAAAAGACAUAUAUACUCACGUUUGAUUUCUCUUUCUCAACCUUUCUGUCCUCAGACAGUACGUCCCAUCGCCCAGGCUGGAAACAAGAAUUUGGAGUUGAGUCCUUUGACUCUGUUUGCCUUCUUUGUGGCACGCUGUAGAGAGAACCUGCACAUUGUUGUAGCCUUCAGUCCAAUAGGAGACGCUUUCCGAAACCGUCUGCGCCAAUUUCCAUCUCUUAUCAACUGCUGUACCAUUGACUGGUUUCAGGUACUGAGUUGGUUUCAGGAGUGAAAUGAUUGUAGUGGUCAUUUGGUGUCAAAUUACAACAACUAUUAGACACUUUUAUAAAUACUACUAGUAGUCUUAUUAAUAUUAUCUCAUUUAACUGUGCAGCCAUGGCCAGAGGAGGCUCUUGAGCGGGUGGCCAACUCCUUCCUGGAGUCACUAGACAUGAGCGAUAAUGAGAGGCAGGAAGUUGUACCAAUUUGCAAAACUUUCCACACCUCAGCCAAACAGCUCUCCCACAGGUAUGACAUGUUUAUUCAUGACCUGCAUAUUCAAAAGGUUAAGCGUUUCUCUAAUAACCUAGAGCUACCUUGUUGUUUUUAUUGUAGAUUCCUCGCUGAGCUGGGUCGCCACAAUUACGUGACUCCCACUUCCUACCUGGAACUGAUUGCAGCUUUCAGGUUGCUCCUUACUCAGAACAGAGACAUGGUCAUGAAAGCAAAACAGAGGUACACCAACGGCCUGGAUAAACUAGCUUUUGCUGAAUCUCAGGUACCUGCAGCAGCACCAUUUGUACUGGAAUUUCUUUGUUGCGUUCUUUAGCAAAGCUUAUUUUUAGCGUAUUUUUUUCUGCAGGUUGGCGAGAUGAAGAAGGAGCUUGUUGACCUGCAGCCCAAACUGGAACAGGCAAAAAUAGACAACACUAAUAUGAUGAAGGUAAGAAAAAAUAAUAGCGUUCAGUCUGACCUGCUGCGUGUUCGAAAAAUAAAAGGAGUUUAAUUCCACUUGACUACUUUCAGGUGAUUGAAGUGGAGUCUGUGGAGGUGGAGGCCAAAAGUAAAGUUGUGCGUGUCGAUGAGGAAGCGGCAACAGUAAAAGCCAGCGAGGCUCAGGCUCUGAAGAAUGAGUGUGAAAGUGACUUGGCUGAGGCCAUCCCUGCCCUGGAGGCUGCUCUCUCAGCCUUGGACACGCUGAAGGUAAGAAACCCUUCAGCUGCGCCGCUACGCUGUGACAGUUUAAUCUACUCAGAACAUCACAGUUGAUAUAGAUAAGUACGUUGAGCUGCCUGUUUCUCUUCCAGCCCUCUGAUGUUACAAUAGUGAAGUCCAUGAAAAAUCCGCCUUCAGGGGUGAAACUGGUGAUGGCAGCUGUAUGUGUGAUGAAGGAGAUAAAGCCGGAUAAGAUAGCUGACCCAGCUGGGACUGGGAAAAAGGUUAAACUUCAGGACAUGAUAUCUGAACAAGAAAUCACAGCGUUGAGCUUCUUUUUGAUGCCUUUAACAACAUUGCUAAAGCUCACCUUAUGAAAACUGAUUCUAUCUUUUGUCUAGGUUUUGGACUACUGGGGUCCGAGCAAAAAGCUCCUGGGUGACAUGAACUUUUUGCGUGACCUUAGAGAAUAUGACAAAGACAACAUUCCUGUGAGUAUCAACAAAAUAUGUUUAUUAUUUGUUAUUGAACACUGCUUUUAUAAACUCAUCUCUUUCUUUGCUACAGGUUCCUGUGAUGCAAAAAAUCCGUACUGAGUAUAUGACUAAUCCCGACUUUGACCCCAGUAUUGUGGCAAAGGCCUCCUCUGCAGCUGAGGGCCUGUGCAAAUGGAUCAAAGCAAUGGAGGUGUAUGACAGGGUUGCAAAGGUGCGGUGAUUAUCUUCUGGGAAAGGAUCGAUUUUUCUCUUUGCGUGUCGUGAUCGACCCUUUUCUUUGAUCACAACUCCUGCUUUUGGCUGUAGGUCGUGGCUCCCAAGAAAGCUAACCUCGCCGAGGCCCAGGAGUCCCUGGCUGCUACCAUGGCCCUGCUGGAUCAGAAGAGAGCCGAACUAAAAGAGGUGGAAGACCGUCUCGCUGCUCUCCAGAAAACUUUUGAGGAAAAGACAGAGGAGAAAGCUCAGUUAGAGUUUCAGGUUGAUUUGUGUGCCAGGAAGUUGGAGCGGGCGGAGAAACUUAUCGGCGGUCUUGGCGGAGAGAAGACAAGGUCAGAACGAAGCCCAUGUGCAUUUUAUAAAGUUUAAUCCAAAUGUGAUACUUACUGACUGAGUUUAUUUGGUUUCUUAAGAUGGUCAAAGGCAGCAGAUGAUCUACAGAACACAUAUGACAACCUAACUGGGGAUGUUCUCAUCUCUGCUGGGGUCAUUGCUUAUUUAGGGGCCUUCACUGCUGGCUUCAGACAGGACUGCACCAAAUCAUGGACCAAACUCUGCCAAGUAACAGUCCUCCAAAGUUUUAUCUAGUCUUUUUCUGUUGCUUCAUUUCUAUUGAGACAUAACCAGUUGCUUUCUUUCUUCCUUUUGCUCUCUCUUCAAAUCUCUAGUCGAGGAAUAUCCCAUCAUCGGAUGAAUUCUCUCUCAGUAAGACCUUAGGAGAUCCCAUUAAGAUCAGAGCUUGGAACAUCGCAGGCCUUCCCAGUGACUCUUUCUCUGUUGACAAUGGUGUAAUUGUCAGCAACUCACGAAGAUGGUAAGCUAUUUUGAACUGAAUUCUUUAUUUAUGUUAGGAGCAUUGGACAAAAAAUAAACAGUGUUUUUGUUCUGGUAGGCCCUUGAUGAUUGAUCCUCAAGGUCAGGCCAACAAGUGGGUGAAGAAUUCAGAGAAAGACAACAACCUGAGUGUGAUCAAGCUGACUGAUGGGGACUACAUGAGGACUUUGGAGAACUGUAUUCAGUUUGGAACGCCUUUGCUCCUGGAGAAUGUAGGAGAGGAGCUGGAUCCUUCACUGGAACCACUGCUGCUCAAACAAAUCUUCAAACAAGGUGUCCUGAGUUUUAUGAAGCUCUUGGGAACUUCAGGUUUUAAUCCCAGAAGGAAUCUGGAAAAACUAAAAUUGUUCCUCUCACUUAGGUGGCGUGGAUUGCAUCCGGCUUGGUGAGAGUGUGAUUGAAUACUCGCCUGAGUUCCGUUUCUACAUCACCACUAAGCUGAGAAACCCACACUACCUACCAGAGUUGGCAACCAAGGUGUCCCUUCUUAACUUCAUGAUCACUCCAGAGGGCCUGGAGGACCAGUUAUUGGGGAUUCUAGUCGCCAAGGAGAGGUAGCGCACACAAUCUGGUCAUGUUUUUAUAGCAUUGACAUAAUCCUUAUCCUUUUCUUUUUGGGGUCAUAUUUCCACUUGAUAUUCUUGACAGGCCAGAGCUGGAAGAGGAGAGGAAUGCACUGAUCUUGCAGUCAGCUGCUAAUAAAAGGCAGCUUAAGGAAAUCGAGGACAAGAUCCUGGAGACACUGCAAUCCUCAGAGGGGAAUAUCCUGGAGGAUGAGAGUGCCAUUCAGAUUCUGGACUCUGCAAAGAUCAUGUCUAAUGAGAUUACAAAAAAACAGCAGGUGAGGAAGAUGUGAAAAUCGCAGAGAAAAUGAGACCUGUUUUGAGGAAUGUGAUAUUUGGUAAUAUUUUUCGAUAUUUUGCAGAUCGCAGAGAAAAGACAGAAAUCAAGAUCGCAGAAUCAAGAGAAGGUUACAGAUCUAUAGCCAAACAUUCCUCCAUCCUGUUCUUCAGCAUUGCUGACCUGACCAACAUAGACCCGAUGUACCAGUACUCUCUUAGCUGGUUUGUCAACCUCUACAUUAACUCUAUUCAGGACAGGUGAGUGACGCACAUGAAGCCCAGAAAUGUAAUGCAGAUGAGAAAUAUGAUCAGACUUUGUUUUAUUUCUCAUCCAUCAGUAACAAGUCAAAGAUCCUCGAGCGAAGACUUCGAUAUCUGAUCGAUCACUUCACCUAUAACCUCUACUGUAAUGUCUGCCGCUCUCUGUUUGAGAAAGACAAACUCCUCUUUUCAUUCCUCCUCUGCUGCAAUCUACUCCUGUGAGUCCUCAAGAGAUAUUUCCCCAUGACGAGUAACUUUCUUAUAACUGGCAUUAGCUUCUAACCACAUUAAAUUAUAUUAAAUUUAGGCUGGUUUAUCUUUUUAUAUCUAUCCAGAGCAAAAAAGGAGAUUGAAUACUCUGACUUCAUGUUCCUACUGACCGGAGGAGUGGGUCUUCAGAACACUGUUCCCAAUCCAGAACCCAGCUGGCUGCAGGACAAGAGCUGGGAUGAGAUUUGUCGAGCCAGUGAUCUGCCUGGCAUACAAGGAAUAAAGUAAAAAGACAUAACCAAUCAUAAACUCGCUCUACCAAACAUUCUUUAUGUCUAAUGGAGUGAAUCUAAGUGUGUUUUAUUCUACAGAGAGGCUUUCAUUCAAAGCCCCGGAGACUUCAAGCCCAUUUAUGACAGCAAAGAGCCGUGUAACACUCCUCUGCCCACUCCCUGGUGUGAUCGACUUAAUGAGCUGCAGAAGAUGAUCAUUGUUCGCUGUCUCAGGCCGGAUAAGAUCGUGCCAGCUGUGACUAAAUACGUGACUGGCAAAUUGGGCAAGAAAUUUGUCCAGCCGCCUCCCUUUGACCUGAGUAAGAGCUACUUGGACUCCAACUCUACCAUCCCCCUUGUGUUUGUGCUGUCUCCAGGAGCGGAUCCCAUGGCUAGUAAGUCCCACAGCUCUGAUUGAUGAUUGGCUGUCAUAGAUGCAGCUCCUUGAAGAUCAUCAGAAAUAACAAUAUGCCCCCCACAGGCUUGCUGAAGUUUGCCAGUGACAAGAACAUGGCUGGUGCCAAGUUUCAGUCCAUCUCUCUGGGGCAGGGCCAGGGGCCCAUUGCAGCCAAAAUGAUAUCCACGGCCAUGCAGGAAGGGACGUGGGUGUGUUUGCAGAACUGUCACCUGGCUGUUUCCUGGAUGUCCACCCUGGAGAAAAUCUGUGAGGAUUUCAGUCCAGGGACGUGCCAUCCUGACUUCCGCCUUUGGCUCACAAGUUAUCCUUCAGCCAAAGUAAAGUUUAUCCAAUGUUAAUUAGGAUGUGUGUCUUAGUUGGGAUUAUAACUAUGAAUAUUAACCUAAAUAUAUCUUUUCUGGUUUCAGUUUCCAGUGACCAUCCUGCAGAAUGGAGUGAAAAUGACGAAUGAGCCUCCUACAGGCCUGCGUCUUAACUUGCUGCAAUCUUAUCUGUCAGAUCCUGUUUCUGACCCAAACUUCUUCAAUAACUGUGCGAACAAAGAGCUGGUAAGUUGCCUCCAUUUCAGUUUCAUCAUCAAAUACGUCUUUUUUUAUUAUGUGGGACAUCCUGUGACUCUAAAAUUUCUCCUUCAGAUCUGGGAGAAGCUCUUGUACGGCCUCUGCUUCUUCCAUGCUCUUGUUCAGGAGAGGAAAAAGUUUGGUCCUCUUGGCUGGAAUAUUCCCUAUGGCUUCAACGAAUCAGACCUACGUAUCAGCAUCAGGCAGCUGCAGGUAUUUAGUCAUCGUCUUUGAGGUCAUAUUAGCAAAAUCAAAGUAAAUCCAAAAAUUCAUUCAUAUGAUUUUUCUUUCUGUAGCUGUUUGUGAAAGAGUAUGAUGAGGUACCUUUUGAGGCCAUAACUUACCUCACUGGAGAAUGUAACUAUGGCGGUCGUGUGACUGACGACUGGGAUCGGAGGCUCUUGAUGACCAUAUUAGCAGACUUCUACAACAAGAACAUCAUUGAGACACCUCGCUACCCUUUCUCACCUAGCGGCGAGUACCAUGCCCCUCCCAAAUCUAAAUAUGAGGACUACAUUGAAUUCAUCAAAGUAAAAGCCAUUAAUCACAUCACAACAAAGUGCACAAAUGGCUGUUUUUGUCACUUCCAGCUGACCAGUAUUAACCUCAUUGUCUUGUCCCGUAGGAGCUUCCAUUCAGCCAGCAUCCAGAGGUGUUUGGGAUGCAUGAAAAUGUGGACAUUUCUAAAGAUCUACAGCAGACAAAGAUGCUGUUUGAUUCCCUGCUGCUCACCCAGGGUGGAGGAGCUAAGGGAGGGGGGAGCUCUGGGAGUGACAACACGCUCUUCGAUAUAGCAAAUGACAUCCUUACGAAGGUACAAGCUUACCACAACUUUCUUCAGGCAGAGUUUUAGCCAUAUUUCAAGCAUUGGGGGAUAGUUACCUGCUUGCUAAGCAAUGAGGUCAAGAUCUAAAUAUUUCAAAAAAUGUGUGACGCUCAUGUUCCCGAAAGUAGGAAUCCCACAGACUUUUAGUGAUCUCCGAAUAGACGUGUGCACCACAAGAGACACAUGCCACUAGUGCAGGGGAACUUUUAUAAAGAAGUACCAGGCUUUGAAGGCGCUUCCUUUUUCUCUGAUUUUAUACACUUUCAGCUCUGUGUUGUAUAUUUUUAACCAUCUGACUAACUUAUUCCCACCAGCUUCCAGCUAAUUUUGACACAGAGGCAGCCUUGAUGAAGUUCCCGGUGCUCUACGAGGAGAGCAUGAACACUGUGCUCGUCCAAGAAAUGGAGCGCUACAACACGUAAGAACAAACGGCACAGUGUGGGACUUUGAUUCACACCUCACAUCACCACUAAUAUUAUGUUUUUACCUGCCGUUUUUUUUUUUUUUUCUCUCAGGCUGUGCAGCACCAUCCGCGUGAGUCUACAGAACCUGUUGAAGGCCAUCAAGGGCUUGGUGGUGAUGGAUGCAGAGCUGGAGGCGGUUGCAGGCAGUUUGAUCGUGGGUAAGGUCCCAGAGAAAUGGGCCAAGCGCUCUUACCCCAGCCUCAAGCCUUUGGGCAGCUACAUCACAGACUUUCUCUCAAGGCUCAAGUUUUUGCAGGUAAGACUUCUCAGGAACGAUACCAUUAAAAAACAGAAGAAAGAUGGAAGCUUUAGAUUUAUUCAAGUUCACUUUUACUUUGUGCUUUUGCAGGAUUGGUACGAUGCCAGUAAACCUGAUGUGUUUUGGCUGUCUGGCUUCUUCUUCACCCAAGCCUUCCUGACUGGGGCUAUGCAGAACUACGCCCGCAAAUAUCACAUCCCCAUUGACCUGCUUGGCUUUGACUUUGAGGUUAAAAGAAAUACUAUAUAAUCCCUCUGUCUCCACUCCAAGAAAUACACUCUGAGCCCUCUGUGCGAGCUUAUUCUCUGUUUCUAUUUUCAUGGUUACACUUGAAGGUUCUUCCUAUUGAUGAAUCAGACACUUCGCCUGUUGAUGGCGUUUAUGUGAAUGGAUUGUUCCUGGACGGAGCUCGAUGGGACAAAGACAGGUAGGAGUUUAAAUUGGAGUUAAUUUCAGGAAGAAAAAUAAACAUUUUAACAGUAAAGAGAACGAAUAUUCUAUACAGAUGAACUUGUUUUUGUUACUUUUUUAGUGGAUUUCUGGCAGAGCAGCACCCCAAAGUCCUUUUCGACUUAAUGCCCAUCAUCUGGAUAAAACCUAGUAAGUAUCGUACAAGUAAUUCAUGUUUAACCCGUUUGUUGUAAAAGUGUGUUUCCCUGACUACUUACUUAUUAUUUACUUGCUUCUUUGUCUUUAUCGCAGCACAAAAGAAGAGCAGUGAUCAGCCUCAGAGCCUGUUUGUCUGCCCUCUCUACAAGACAAGCGAGAGGAAGGGAACCCUCUCUACGACAGGCCACUCAACAAACUUUGUCAUUUCCAUGAUGUUGCCCACCAGCAGGCGCCCUCAGCACUGGAUAAAGCGUGGGGUGGCCAUGCUUUGCCAGCUCGAUGACUGA